Molecule: messenger RNA, 3139 nt
Organism: Dreissena polymorpha
Lineage: Eukaryota; Metazoa; Mollusca; Bivalvia; Myida; Dreissenidae
Exons: 12
Coding region: 71-2353 (760 amino acids)
Source: RefSeq, a predicted model, not a curated record
UCCUACUCAAGAUGUGCUGGAUAACCCCGGUGUCUUUUACCGUGGUUGGAGAAAUGCAGAAGGCGAACUGAUGCAGCUCCAAGACAACGUAUAUGAAGAAAGGAAAGAGUCCCUGAAUACAAAGUAUAUUCUUACUUUGUAUAACUACACUGCGUCAGAUGCCUACUUCCUGGAGUGUUUUCAAAACAUAACGACAGCUAGAACAAAUAUGGUAUACAUGUCUGAAGCUCGCUUGCAACUUGGUCCUGUGUGUACGGUGGAUGGUUGCAAAGACUGCGUGUGUGUGUAUCCUGGUCAUCAAAUAACCUGCGCAGCGACUGUCCCAGAUGUGCGAAUCAAGAUUGACAAAAAUGACGUCAGCUUGUAUGAAAUCGGGUCAAAUGGAAGUAUACAUACAUUUGAAACAGAAAAUAUUACGAUUUCUUCAUACUACCACAUGAAAACAGUUGAAUGUUGGACUAACACAAGCAAUAUACAUGGCGGUAUGUCGACGAGAACACAUAUUUUUGUAAUAGGCAACAUUACGCUCGGUCCGCUUUGCGACGUGGAUGGAUGUACAGGCUGCGUUUGCGUAUAUCCUGGGGACACAAUUAUCUGCACAGCAUUUACCCCCAAUGUCAAACUAAGCAUUACAGAUGUUGAUGUUUAUAUAUAUCCGAGACAAAAUGCAUCACAUGACAAUAUGUACACAUACGAAUCCGACAAUGUUUCGAUUGAUUCAUCAUUCCAUUUGAAAACCGUAAAAUGUUGGGUUGAAAUGAAGGGUGAAUAUGAUGUCGUAGAAACCAGCGCAAAACUAUAUGUGAUCUCUCGUCCCAAGUUGGGCCCACUAUGUAGCGUAGGUAACUGCACAGACUGUUUGUGUAUCUACCCGAGUGACUCUAUUACCUGCGCAGCCUCCACUACAAAUGUAAAUGUAAGGAUUGACGGUUCUGACGUCACCCUUUUGCCGAUGACGUCUAACGGAACCACAUAUUCGUUCGAAUCUGUGAAUUUCACAAUAGGAUGGUUGCAUCACAUGACUUUAGUUGAGUGCUGGUCCAAUUUGAAUGGUACCCUCGGAGAGAUAUAUUCUCGUACAAAGAUGUUUGUACUUGCACGUCCCAAACUCGGUCCGACGUGCACAGUGGACGGCUACAAGGAUUCCGUCUGCGUGUUCCUUGAUGAGGCGAUUAUCUGUACCUCGAAUGUCCCAAACUUGCAUAUCACGAUCAAUAACGUUACAUCAAGCGUUUACCUGUCGGCAUCCAACGGAACGUUCUACACGUACUCGACGAACAAAACUGAGCCCGAUUCGUCGCCUACUACGAAGAUAGCUGAAUGCUGGGCUGAACAGACUGCAGGGAAUGAUAUGCUGUACACAAGUGCCAAUCUGUUUUUAAUCGCGCGUCCCAGACUUGGCCCACUGUGCAGCGCGGAUGUCUGCCCUGGAUGUGUGUGCGUCUUUCAAAAUAUCCCCAUCACAUGUACCUCAGCUUAUCCAGACGUACGUGUACGCAUUGACAAUGUUGACGUCGUUAUUAACAAAAAGUCGAGCACGUCAGAUGGGGACGACUUUAUAUACGAGACUUAUGAUGUUGCAUUUGACUUGUCCAGCCACUCGAAAAUUGUGGAAUGUACAAUUAAAACCAAUUAUACAAACGAUGUAUCUACACGUGGCGAAUUGUACAUUAUUGAGCGCCCUGUCCUUGGUCCAGUGUGCCGAGGGGACGGGUGCACUGACUGUGUGUGUGUCUACCCCGGAGAACAAAUUACAUGCACAUCAAAUAUCCCAGAUGUGCGAAUCAAGAUGAAUGGCAUUAACUUACGACUCCAAGAAAUUAGGUCCAACGGAACUAUCUUUACCUAUGAAACGAGUAAUAUUACUUAUAGCUCCUCACACCACAUGGAAACUGUAACAUGUUUUGUUACGUUGAAUAACACUCAAUACGAGAUGAAUACUACCGUAAAGCUACACGUAAUCGCUCGACCAAUCGCUAAAUGGACUGGACAGUUUUCACAAGAAAAAGUGUUUAUUGCUGUUGGAGUCUUCGUAGCUGUGUGCGUCUUUGGUGCUGUAGGGGUGUCGAUGAUCAGAAUCAGUUCAAAAAGCAGACCACUGAAUGUGCAACACAAUAUCGAGAGUUUGCAAGAGACUGCAGUUAAAAUGGAGGAACAACCACCGUGCAACUCUAUAGAAAUGUGUAACGAGGAGAUAGAUCCGGAUUAUGUCACAAUUUCAGAUUGUGAUAUGAAUAUGAAAACCAGUCAGGCAGGGGACCGUGUCUCAUGUACCUAUCAAGACCUGCGCAGGUCCAGAAUGGCAGCACCUCCAUAUAUGACGUUCGGGGAGAUCGAAGAGUCCUCGUGUUAGCGAGUUCAACCUCUACCCAUAUGAAAAUCACUGAGAGUCAAUAGUAAAUGUUUAAGCUAAGGCAACCACCACCUAUAUAAGAUUCAGAGAAAUGAAAAAGUCCCCGGGUUAGCAAUAUCAAACCCCUUCAAAAUAACCGUUUUAGAGAUGAAAGCUGCCUACCUCAUCUUGUUGACAACCUUGGUGAUUACAAAAGCAAGCAACCCCUUCCUUCAUGACAUAAUAUGACAAAGUCGAGUCCAUUGAAGAGCAAUGACAUGGUUAUCUUAUAUUACAAACUGGAAUUGAAUGGUCCACUAGUGAGCAAUGGCAACUUUUUCCUAUAUGACAUGAUUGGAGUAAAGGAGUCCACUUGUUAGCAAUAGUAGGUUCCGCCUAAUUGUCCUUUAUAAGUCCAAAAUGAGUCAACUUAUUAGAGAAUGAAGUCGUCGCCUAAAUGACUUCUUGUGAGAUGGAAGGGACUACUAGAAAUGCCAACCGCCUCCAAUAUUGCUUUGUGCAAAACGUUUUCGCAAUAUCAAUUAUUUGAUUACUGGAGACAUUGAAGUCAUUAUCUUCAGAGAUAUGGAGCACCCCCAGUUUAAGCUGUGGCAAUCUAUUUGAUAUUUGGACACGAAAUGCAAGAUAGAGAAAAUGUCAAGCUAAGACAGUAUACUAUUUAGUGUUUGGGCUUGUGUGUUCUUUGUUCCUUAAAUUAUUACAUGUUUGUUAACAGAUACCCUGACCAGCCAUAAUUGGCAAUGUAUUAACUUUCUUGCAGUACAGAAUAGAUUGAAUCAUGACGUC